Trichomycterus rosablanca is the source of this 2021-nucleotide messenger RNA. Its product is annotated as zinc finger protein 501-like. Gene Ontology annotation, cellular component: nucleus. The transcript is spliced from 4 exons. The coding region runs from base 174 to 1448 and encodes 424 amino acids. The record is from RefSeq and is a predicted model, not a curated record. Lineage: Eukaryota; Metazoa; Chordata; Actinopteri; Siluriformes; Trichomycteridae. Gene Ontology annotation, biological process: regulation of gene expression.
GUUCAAAAUGGAAUCAGAAGAGGUGAGAUGUUCACAGGUUCCUUCUUCUGCUCUCUCACAGAUUUGUGUGGAUGUAAAGUCGGAAGCUUGUAGCGCCUCUGAUGGAGGAACAUCAAGCUGUGUGGAAGAUCUUGGAGAGUUCCUGGUGAAGCGUCUAAAAGAGGAACCUGAAGAUGAAGACUUCAGUGUUGAUGGAGUACGCAGGAGACAUCGGCGUAACGUUGGAUGACCUUUGGAACGGAGAGUUCUCCUCCUUUCCCAAACUGUUGCAGCAAAGACUAGAUGAUGGUCAGAUGCGAGUCUUCUCCUGCUCCCUGUGCACCCUCUCCUACACCGCCCAAAUGUACCUCCACAGACACAUGAAGAGGUGCCACUACGAGGAAUACGCAAGACUGCUCAAAUCUGGAGAGGUCUCAUCUCAGAAGCUGGUGCCCAUGAGAAGCUCCGGGGGUCAGCGGGUGUCCUCUGAGACUCUCACCUCCACCAACACCUCGACCAAACAGACGCGGGUGGAGGUACUGAGCUGCUCCGACUGUGGGAGGAGUUUAAAUCAGAAGAACGAUCCUGAGGAGCAUCAGUGCACCGGGGCGAGAGAGAAGCAGCAUCAGUGCUCGCUGUGCUGGAGGAGAUUCAGCGAGAAAGGAUCUCUCCAACGACACCAGCGCAUUCACACCGGAGAGAAGCCGUACGAGUGCUCACAGUGUGGAAGAAGCUUCACUCACAAGGAUCACCUCCAGCGACACCAGCGCAUUCACAAUGGAGAGAAGCCGCAUCAGUGCUCUCAGUGUGGGAAGAGCUUCGGUGAUGCAGGAUCUCUCAAAGAUCACCGGCACGUUCACACCGGAGAGAAGCCCUAUCAGUGCCCUGACUGUGGGAGGAGCUUUAGCGGGAGGGCAAAUCUCGCAAGACACCAGCGCAUUCAUACCGGUGAGAAACCCUAUCACUGCUCAGAGUGUUGGCAGAGCUUUACUCUCAGAGCUCAUCUCCAGCGGCACCAGCGCAUUCACACCGGAGAGAAACCGUAUCAGUGCUCACAGUGUGGCAACAGCUUCAGCAGUCAGAGCUACCUCAAACUACACCAGCGCAUUCACUCGGGUGAAAAGCCGUUUCACUGCUCGCAGUGCCAGAAAAGCUUUAGCGACCAAGGUAGUCUCCAGAUACACCAGCGCGUUCACACGGGAGAAAAACCGUAUCACUGCUCCGAGUGCGGGAAGACUUUCGCUCAAAACGGACAUCUGCAGUUACACCAGCGCAUUCACACCGGAGAGAAGCCAUACUGCUGCUCCCAGUGUGGGAGGAGCUUCACUCAGCAGGGUUCUCUCCAGCGACACCAGCUCAUUCACACUGGAGAGAAACCCUACCAGUGCCUAGAGUGUGGGAGGAGCUUCACUCAUAAGGAUCAUCUCCAGCGACACCAGCGUAUUCACACAGCAGAGAAGCCAUCGUAGUGCUCGCAGUCUGAAGAGACAUCAGUGACCCAACAGGCGCUGGACUACUGAUCAUAAGGAGCGUUCAAGCCUCGCCACCUUCAAGUGGCCACUGUUGGGCUGUUAACCAUCAUGGCUUGGCUGCAAACAUGUAAAACCAUGUACCCUCGGUGAUCAGAGAGGUUUCCUCGUUAUGGUGGAAAGAAUAAACAAAAACACCAAAGAAAUGAGGCGUGUGUGCAGCUUAGAAGUUUAUAUACUGCACGGAUUGUUGGGGCACGGUUGGUGCAAAAAAGCAAACGGUGGAGAAACGUUAAUGCUUGGGCGAAAAUACUUCAGUUUAAUUGCUAAAGUGACGUUUCAUCAACAAUACCGAAGCAAACUGGGAGCGUAGAAAUAUAAAGUCGUUCACUUUUCUACAGCAGACCUGUGAUCGUACAAUCAUUGGAGUCGUACCUCAGUAUAACCGUAUAACUGAGCACUUCAUCAGUGGUGACCGGGAGACUGCAAACAUGGUUUAUUAGUUAAACUUAGAGCUAACUGUAACUGUUUAAUACUCAAAUAUUACAUUAAUAAUAAACAUUGUAUUUAUUG